Messenger RNA from Ambispora gerdemannii, 201 nucleotides. The record is from the annotation of a GenBank genome assembly. Lineage: Eukaryota; Fungi; Glomeromycota; Glomeromycetes; Archaeosporales; Ambisporaceae.
AUGGAAAGUCAUCUCGCAUUACAUUGUAAAAAAGUGCCAGACGAUGUCAACAAUUUAUUCUUACAAUUAAUUGCAGAAAAAGCUGAAAAGUUAGUGGAUAAAGAUAAUAUAGAUGAUAAUAUUCUCUUAACAAUCAACAAAAAGCGUAAAUAUAUCAGUAAACAAGUAACUCUUGAUAGCUCCUUCAAAUCUACAGAACCU